Messenger RNA from Nannospalax galili (Upper Galilee mountains blind mole rat), 7397 nucleotides. It is a transcript of the gene Grk3, whose product is annotated as G protein-coupled receptor kinase 3. NCBI's taxonomy places the organism in Eukaryota, Metazoa, Chordata, Mammalia, Rodentia, Spalacidae. Gene Ontology annotation, biological process: regulation of signal transduction; G protein-coupled receptor signaling pathway; protein phosphorylation. Gene Ontology annotation, molecular function: G protein-coupled receptor kinase activity; ATP binding; G protein-coupled receptor binding. The transcript is spliced from 21 exons. The coding region runs from base 19 to 2070 and encodes 683 amino acids. The record is from RefSeq and is a predicted model, not a curated record.
GCAGAUGUCAGCUACCUGAUGGCCAUGGAGAAAAGUAAGGCGACCCCGGCCGCCCGAGCCAGCAAGAAGAUCGUCCUACCCGAGCCCAGCAUCCGGAGUGUGAUGCAGAAGUAUCUUGCAGAAAGAAACGAAAUAACUUUUGACAAGAUUUUCAAUCAGAAAAUCGGUUUCUUGCUAUUUAAAGAUUUUUGUUUGAAUGAAAUUAAUGAAGCGGUACCACAGGUGAAGUUUUAUGAAGAGAUAAAAGAGUAUGAGAAACUGGACAACGAGGAAGACCGCCUGCUGCGGAGCCGGCAGAUGUACGACGCCUACAUCAUGAAGGAGCUGCUGUCCUGCUCACAUCCAUUCUCGAAGCAAGCUGUAGAAUAUGUACAGAGUCAUCUAUCAAAGAAACAAGUAACAGCAACUCUUUUUCAGCCAUACAUAGAAGAAAUCUGUGAAAGUCUUCGAGGAGAUGUUUUUCAAAAAUUUAUGGAAAGGUAUCGAGCUUUAUGCAUAUGUAGAAGUGAUAAGUUCACCAGAUUUUGUCAGUGGAAAAAUGUAGAAUUAAAUAUUCACCUGAGCAUGAAUGACUUCAGUGUACAUAGGAUUAUUGGCAGAGGAGGGUUUGGGGAAGUGUACGGCUGUAGGAAAGCAGACACUGGAAAAAUGUAUGCCAUGAAGUGCUUAGAUAAGAAGAGGAUCAAGUUGAAACAGGGAGAGACACUGGCCUUGAAUGAAAGGAUCAUGCUGUCCCUCGUCAGCACCGGCGACUGUCCCUUCAUCGUCUGUAUGACCUAUGCCUUCCACACUCCAGAUAAACUGUGCUUUAUCCUGGACCUGAUGAAUGGGGGCGACCUGCACUACCACCUCUCUCAACAUGGGGUGUUCUCUGAGAAGGAGAUGCGUUUUUAUGCCACUGAGAUCAUCCUGGGCCUGGAGCACAUGCACACCCGCUUUGUCGUCUACAGAGACCUGAAGCCUGCAAACAUCCUCCUGGAUGAAUAUGGCCACGUGAGGAUAUCUGAUCUCGGCCUUGCCUGCGAUUUCUCCAAAAAGAAGCCACACGCCAGCGUGGGCACCCAUGGGUACAUGGCUCCUGAGGUGCUGCAGAAGGGGACAGCCUAUGACAGCAGCGCCGACUGGUUCUCCCUGGGCUGCAUGCUCUUCAAGCUCCUGCGAGGCCACAGCCCUUUCAGACAGCAUAAAACCAAAGAUAAACAUGAGAUCGACCGACGGACCCUGACGGUGAAUGUGGAGCUUCCGGAUGCCUUCUCUCCCGAGCUGAGGUCGCUCCUGGAGGGUUUGCUCCAGAGAGAAGUCAGCCAGCGGCUGGGCUGCUGCGGAGGCGGGGCACAAGAGGUGAAAGGGCACAGCUUCUUCAAGGGCAUCGACUGGCAACAUGUCUACCUACAGAAGUACCCACCACCCCUAAUCCCUCCUCGGGGAGAGGUCAAUGCUGCGGAUGCCUUUGAUAUCGGUUCAUUUGAUGAGGAAGACACCAAAGGCAUUAAGCUGCUCGACUGCGAUCAGGCUCUCUAUAGGAACUUCCCACUGGUAAUCUCCGAGCGCUGGCAGCAAGAAAUGGUGGAAACUGUCUACGAAGCCGUCAAUGCCGACACCGAUAAAAUUGAGGCCAGGAAGAGAGCUAAAAAUAAGCAGCUUGGCCAUGAGGAAGAUUACGCCCUGGGGAAGGACUGCAUCAUGCACGGGUUCAUGCUGAAGCUGGGGAACCCCUUUCUCACGCAAUGGCAGCGCCGCUACUUCUACCUCUUUCCAAACAGACUGGAGUGGAGAGGAGAGGCUGAGACUCGGCAAAAUUUACUGGCCAUGGAGCAGGUCCUCUCAGUGGAAGAAACCCAGAUUAAAGAGAGAAAGUGCAUUUUGUUCCGAAUAAAAGGAGGAAAGCAAUUUGUCUUGCAGUGUGAGAGUGACCCCGAGUUUGUGCAGUGGAAGAAGGAGCUGACAAACACCUUCAUCGAGGCCCAGCGGCUGCUGCGUCGUGCCCCUAAAUUCCUCAAUAAACCCAGGUCAGCCAUCCUGGAGCUUUCAAAGCCACCGCUGUGUCACAGGAACAGCAACGACCUCUGACCCUGGAGCGGGGACCUGGAGGAGGACCCCAGCUCCAGCCAGAAUUGGAGCAGAGCUACAGGGAGCCACAUGGGACCAAGACCUGGCGGUUCUGAACAUGGGCUCUUCUGGACUGGGGAGGCCAGCGACACUGAGAUUGCCCUCCAGGAGCCGGGAUGUCCUCAGGGCUGGCCAGCCUCGUGCCUGGCCUGCUGCUUUGUCAAAACUACUGAAGAAACAAAGGCUCUUUUCUGUGUUCCACGCUUACUUUGGUAUUCACAGACCCAGAACUUGAAAUGAUUAUUUCCCAUUUAAAUGGUUAUGUCUCUCAUCAAGCACACCUGAGGGUUUCCAGGCUGGGAUUGAAGUCUCCAGAGCUGGAAAGUGCCUUGUCCUAGGUGUGGUCAUGGAUGAGUGCCCUGCCUGAGGUCUCAGUCCUGGAGGAGGUAAGGCCACUGUGGGUCUCUGUGGAGGUCAGAGCUGCUUUCUUGCUGUGUUGGUAAUGAGGUAGCCCUGGGCCCUGUGUGUACUGCCAGCCUCUGGUGACUCUGCUGCUAGUCAGAAGGAAGAGGUCAGAAUGACUCCUUAAGGAAUCACCAUGGCAUCUAUCAUCAGCCACUUCUGGUCAGUAUGAUCAGAGGAGAUGUGCUAGGAUGUCAGGUCCAAGAUGGAUACAGGUUACUAGGUCACUAGGUAGUACCCUGUACAUGUGACCAGCCUGAGCUCCUUGGGUCGGCCUUGGGUCUCCAGGGUGAGUGGUUCAAUGGUUAGAACUGGGUCAGUCUACAUUCAGCCUGACCCUGGGAAGCAUGUCAGGUUGAUGUGCCAAGGCAGAAAAGAGUUGAUGUUCCUAUCUCAAUGAGGGGUGACUCCAGUGGGUCACCUGCGUACAUGGACGUCUUUCACAUUCUCUGUCAUUAAUGCACUUUGCACUGGGUUGUUCUACAGCAGGGACAGUGUGGAGCCCAGUGGUUGUUCCCCUAAUCCCAAUAGCAAGUACCCUUCCCCUAAAGGCGGUUUCCUCCAUUGCUGUCCCGCCUCCUCCAUGCCUCCAAUGAAUGUUGGGUCUCUGGGUCACCACACUGAAGUAGGAGUCACUGAAAGCCUCCAUAGACUUGUCCAAUUCUUGAGGUUGUAUUACAGAGUAUCCAAAUUAGCUGCUACCAACAUAAAGAAAUUUGGCACCAGAAUUCUUUGUGUUCUGUCCCGCAUCUUCUUAGCAGUUCCAGAGCUCUAUCUUUGAAUUUCUGUGCUGGGAAAAUCGGUUUUUUGUUGUUGUUGUUCUUUGUUUGUUUUUAUUGUUGUUGUUUGGUUUUGCUUUUGCUUUUUGAGUCAGGGUCUCCCAGUUCCAGCUGGCCUGGAACUCACUAUGUAGACCAGGCUAGCCUCGAUCUCACAGAGACCCACCUGCUUCUUGCUUUCAGAGUGCUGAGAUUAAAGGCUUGGGCCACCAUGCCUGGCUAAAAUUGGUCAUUUUUUACUGAGUUUAUCUUUUGAGAGUCUGGAAGAUAAUUUUCUGAAAGGCUCUUUUAUUCCAUAGGAGUUUGGAAAAGAGGAGGGAUUUAUUAACCAUCUCAGUUCCUGGUCAGAAUUUAAAUGUAUAAGUGUGCUCUGCUGACUGUUCUUUCUAGUGUUGAAAGAGUGAUACACCAGGUACAGGCAUUCCGCUUGCUUAGAAGAGAGUAUUCAGGCCCUCUCUCUCUUGCUCUCUUGCUCUCUUGCUCUCUCGCUCUCUCGCUCUUGCUCUCUCUCCAGGCAGAAGCAAAGCUGCUGUUGUUCUGAGACUUGUCUUUUGACCCUAGUUAAGUAUUUAGUUAUUUUUUAAAUUUUAAUUAAUUUUAGUUAAUUGUUAUGACCGUGUAGGUAUGACCAGGGUGUCGCACGCUCAUGAUCUCUGACCCACAGGGACAGAGGCUAUACCUCCAGCCUCUUGGGAGGUAGAUAAUGGCCCAUUCAUUGAGGUGUGUGUGGGGGCGGUAGCUACACCAAAUGUUUUAAAGAUGGCUCAGAAGUCCUGUAUCUUUGGAAAGUUAGGCCAAUAUUUUCCAGAAAUACCUUUUGUUACUGCUUUUUGCUGAGUGCCGAUCUCAAGGUCCCCUCUCUUUUAGAAGAAAAACGUGUGAGAAAAAUCUCCCGAGAGCCCUUCUACCUCAGACCUUUCCAAGUAAACUACCCCCUGCCCUGUUUCAUUUAUGAGGGCAUGGCUGAGAGGUGUAUAGGUGGCACUUACUAAAGCCCUUGAGAUUCGGUUGGGCUGACGACCGGGUCCAGUGAGGCCACCCAAGGCCUGUGCCUGUUAGCCACACAGCAGACCCCCAGGCCUGUGCCUGGGGCCCAUGGGGUGGAAGGAGAAGUAACUGGGUUUGAUAUACUUGGCUAUUUUAGAAAUUUCCAGAAUGUCAGUGAAUUCCUAGAUGUCUGAUACUUCUUAUAUUUAGACCAUUAACAAGGAUGAGAGGUGGCCCAUGUUUUCUCUUUAUUUAAGUUUCCUGAGUCAGAGUAUUUAACAUUGUUAAAGAUGAUUGGGGUGACAUGAUUUUUAUAAAAUUAUGUGCUAAGGAAACUUGGUUUCAUAAAUCAAAAGAAUCAAUACACAAAGCCUAAAAAAAUUAGAUUCCUUUAAAACCGCUGUGUAACACACAGGAAAUAAAUGAAAGCCUUUGGCGAACUCCAGCGUAUUCUUCUUAACCUAAAACAUCCUCCUGUCCUUGGGGCCCCUUGUGUUUCCCUCUGAGUUAUUGUUAAGUGUGAUUUUUUAGCCAAACUUGUAGAAAUUGGCUCACUAUGUCAUCAUUGAUGGAGGCCCCCUUUGCUGUUUCUGUAGGGGCCUGCACCUCUGCUGGGUCUGUUCAUUGACAUCACAAAUCCUGCUUGUAAAUAGGAGCAGUGAAGGGUGGCACACUGAAAAGAUGACACAUGUGCUCAAGACACACAGCAGCAGGCACUGAGGUGGCGCAGGCCCAGGAGCCCAGCACUGGCAGGCAGAGGCAGGACGCUCAAGAGUUCGAGGCUAGCUUGCGCUACAUAGCGAAACCCGGCCUCAGAAUACUGACUGCUGUGGCUAUGGCUCAGUGGUAGAGCUCUUGAAUACAUGACCAAUGCUGUGGGUUUAAUCCCCAGCAGAGAGAGAGAGAGAGAAAGAGAGAGAGAGAGACAGAGACAGAGAGACAGAGAGAGAGACAGAGAGAGAGAAAGAGACAGAGAGAGACAGAGAGAGAGACAGAGAGAGAGAGAGAGAGAGAGAGAGAGAGAGAGAGAGAGAGAGAAUCUGUUGGCCUGACCUGUGGUUUGACUUUGGCCGCGUGGCUAUUAGGAGUGAUUGUUCUGAGACUUCAUUGGCCACUAGAAAUGUUGUUCACCAGUGGACAGUAUGACUAAGGAUCAAGGCAUGGAUCUCUCUCUUUUUUUCCUUCUUCUGAUUUUUAAAUUUCAUCCAGAAUUUGGAGAUGGGCCAGCUGGAUAGAGCAUCUGACUUUCCCAUAGAGCCGAGUUCUCUAAUAAACAUUUCAAAUUUUUCACAUAUCAAGAAGCAAAGCAAAAUUGUCAAAACCCUAACCUUUUUCACAUGAUGUAAAUGCAUAAAAAUGCUUUGAAGUGUGUUAGUGUUGAGUCCAGGCUUGCUCACAUGCAUAUGUGGCUCAGCAUCAUUCACAGAUGAGGAAUAAGUUCACGCCUCCCCCAGCAUGCCCUGGGAGAGGAGCUGGACUGUAUUCAGAUUGUGACAGGUGGGUGGAGCAGAUGAGCAGCGUCACAGUCACAGAAGAGUGGCAACAGGAUGAGGAUCAAAGGAGACGGGCCUGCUAGUGAAAGCCAUUCCCCUGACUCCGUGAAGAACCAAGCAAGGUUUGAGGGAAGCUGGUAGGAAAUUCCCUCAAGAUUUCCACAGAUAUCAUUAAACAAAGUUUAGUUGCUUUAUUUUAGAGCCAAAGCUGCUUCCAUCAGGAGGGGACUAGGAGUUCUGCAUCCGGAAUGUCCCUCAUCAAUGGCACAUCCAGGGUGGCAUCUGUCACCUGACACUGUGCUUUGUGCUGGGCAGUGAGGGGUGAUAUCCUGGCUACUGCCAAUGAAUUUAUUGCCAGAUGGAGCUUUGCAACUCUAAACCCCAGAAUGACAUCUUGGGCCUUGCUGUGUGGCGUGUGCCUCUCUGUUUCCAUGUAACUUUGAUAUUUUGAAUCAAAAAAAUUUUUUUUCCUAAAGAAUGAAUCUGGUUUUUCUCUCCCAAGUGAAGUGUAACUUGAGAGAUUUAAUUGCUGAAACUCAUGCUGGUGGGAUUGUUUUCUUUCUUUAGCCCUCAUUUCAGUGUGUGUGUGUGUGUGUGUGUGUGUGUGUGUGUGUGUCUGUGUGUGUGUGUGUGUGUGUGUGUGUGUGUGUGUGUGUGUGUUUUGUUAUGGAAUGAAUGCAAGUUGAGCUGUGAGCCUUGGUCUUUUCAAGUCAUCCCAGACCCCAGGGCUUUUGUUUCUUUGUUUUCCUUAAAGAAUAAAUGAGCACCAGGUACAGUGUCUUACACCUGCAAUCCCAGUAUUCAGGAUGCUGAGGCAGGAGGAUCACAAGUUCCAGGACGGCUGUGCUACGUGGUUAAACAAUGUCUUAAAAAUAAAUAGACCAACAGAUUAAGAGCUGUUGUUGUUUUAUGGAACAAAGCAGGUGUGACUAAGUGCUCUUGCAGGUAACCGGAAGGAACCUUGUUCCCAGCCUGGCUGUGGUGGUGUUCCCUGAGCAAAGCAGAGCCACACACUUUAGACUGUCUUGAUUAAAAACAGAGACUACAGAAAGCCAAGUUAGAAGUGUGCAUCUUUCUUCAAGAACAAAACCCUUUAGUUAGCUCAGAUUCAUAAAGUUAGGUCUCUAGUGUCUAAUGAUUUCAAAGUCCUUUCUGGAAACAGGUAACUAUGCCUCUCUUUUUAAUUCUGUCCUCGAUGCCUUUGACAAUAGGAUGGGGACAAAGCAAUCUUUCUGAUUGUAUGUGUCACAAAAGACAGACGUAACAUGUCAUUUCCCCUUUCCUUGGUGGUUACCAACCCCGUGGUUGCAUGCAUUCUAUGUGGCUUAGAAACUCAACGCUGGCCAUUUUUUUUAGUUCCAUUGUGAAAUUAUAUUUUUCUAUGUUUUAAGUAAUUAUACUAGAUCUGGAUUUUUUCUGGGUAAAUAGAGACAGAUGAGCUAACUAUCUAUGGGACAAGAGCUCUAUUUUAGCAUAAAAGCAUUUUAUAUUAUUUAUUGAAUCUGUAUGUUUGUUUCCAUGGAAACCCUCUGUACUUCUGCUCCUUUUUAUCUGUAUAGUUUGUUAUUUAAAGAAAAUGGCAGCCUUUUGUGUUGUUGAUACAAUAAAGCUGAAGUUGUUGAGCGCA